AUGGCGGCGGACGCAACUAAAGAACGAAAAAUUUUAUUUGGAGGCACCAUUGCCACUGUGGUAGCUUUUCUUUUCCAACUUGUGGCUAUUUGUACUUCAUACUGGCUAUUAGUGGACGCGCCUUCUGAACAAGUGACCGGAAAUAAAACGGGUCGAACAUUGAUUCGCUCUUAUAGUGGGCUGUGGAGGAUUUGUAAAGUCUAUAGAGAAGGAAAAGACGGUUCAGAAAGUGAAGUAUGUGAAUCUCAUGAUUUAUUUCCCUCUGAAGAAGAUAUUCAAGUAGAUGAGAAUAUUGACAGUCAUUAUUUAGAUUAUACAAGGACAGUGAUCGCCUUUACUAUAAUAGCUAUACUACUAAUGAGUUUAGUUCAUUGUUUUGCCUUUUAUACAAUUAGACGACCUAGAUAUAUUGUCAAACGACUCACGGCAUUGCUUCACUUUAUGACAGCUGCGUGUAUUUUGGUGCUAAAUGAAGUUUUUGUUAAGGCAAUAGAACAUGAGAAAGAACACCUGGCUGGACGAUUUCCAAUUAAUGGCGUAUCUUCUUAUGGAUUUUCAUUCAUCCUGUCGUGGCUGGUGUUUGUUGUUUUUGUGUGCGUCGGCCUAGUGUUUUUAUUUGUUUCCCAUAAACGGAAAGCGGACAUGGCCGACAUUGACGAUGAGCUUGCGCAAGAAGAUGAACCGAUGCAGCUUGGAAGAGUAUAA
Messenger RNA from Lottia gigantea (owl limpet), 705 nucleotides. RefSeq lists its product as hypothetical. Gene Ontology annotation, cellular component: plasma membrane. NCBI's taxonomy places the organism in Eukaryota, Metazoa, Mollusca, Gastropoda, Lottiidae. The record is from RefSeq and is a predicted model, not a curated record. The transcript has 4 exons. The coding region runs from base 1 to 705 and encodes 234 amino acids.